Messenger RNA from Camellia sinensis, 1995 nucleotides. The record is from RefSeq and is a predicted model, not a curated record. Lineage: Eukaryota; Viridiplantae; Streptophyta; Magnoliopsida; Ericales; Theaceae.
AUGAAUACGACUCACGUUUCAUUCGCAUGUUUGUUGAAGAUGAACGAAACAGGGAAUGUAGAUCGAAACGGUGAAGGAUUUGCUGGAAAUCUGUUCGGAAUCAGAUUAUUGAUCGAAACAGAGAUGAUUUCUUUGGAAACGAUGGGAGAUACAGGGAAAAUCUCUUCGUUUGGAUUUAUAGUGAUGGAGAAUUGUUUGUUUCUUAUGUGCAAGUUUAGAGGUGUGACAUUGGUUAUCAAGUAUAAUGAUGGAUUUAAUUUCAAGGAUUUAGUAUAUAAAUUGUGUGCAAAGUGGAGUGAGUUAGUUGGUAGUUCUUUGAAUAUAUCGUAUUCAAUGACUGGACAUUCUUCUUGUGGUCUAGAAAGUGAAGAGGAUUUGGAGGUUAUGGUUGGACUAGCACUUUCUUGUGAUAUUCAUCGUAUUGAUGUUUUUAGCGUGCAUGAUAGAGUGGAAAAUUAUAGUAAAGCUUUUGUUAUUAAACAAUUUGAUGAUGUUCAUACUUGUGGAUCUUCUUUUCGUACAAUUAAACAUGCUAGGAUGACUUCAAGUAUGAUUGGUGGGCUAAUUUCUAGUGAUAUUUGUAACAAGGCUUUGACAUUGGUUAGUGAGGUGGUUUGUGAUUUCAAGGACUAUUAUGGAACAGAAGUUUCUUAUCCGCGAGCUUGGAUGGGUGUUGAAAAAGCAAGGGGUCUUGUUUUUGGUGACUAUUCAUCAUCAUUUGACGAUCUUCGUUGGUAUGUUGAUGCCGCUAAUGCUUGCAAUCCGGGGAGUGUUUUUGAUAUGGAAUUUGAUAUUGAUAGUAAAGGAAGACAUUUCAAAUGCUUGUUUUUCGCUUUUGAGGCAUGUAUUCAUGGUUUCAAGUAUUGUAGGCCUGUGUUGAUGCUUGAUGGAACUUUUUUGAAAGGAAGACACAAAGGUUGUUUAUUGGCUACUACGACAAAAGAUGGUAACCAAGGUUUGUAUCCGUUAUGUUUUGCGAUUGUUGAUGGUGAAAGUUAUGACAGUUGGCAUUGGUUCUUGUCAAAGUUAUUAGGUAUUUUGACUCCGGAGAGGGAUAUUGCGUUUGUUACUGAUCGACAUGGAGGUUUGCUGAAAGCUUUAGCUGAGGUCUUUCCAUUUUCUUGUCAUUCUUUUUGUCUAAUGCAUUUGAAGACAAACUUGAAGACUUAUUUGUCAGUGAAGAGUCGUGAAUCAAAAGAGUAUUUGCUUACUCUUUUUAGUAGAUGUGCAUAUGCUCCUACUAUUGAGUUGUUUAAUGAGCUAUUUGAAGAAUUUAAGGGUCGUUGUGGUCGUAGUGUUGAGAGGUUUCUUGAGGAUUUUCCUAAUGAGUGUUGGUGUAAUGCUUAUUUUCAAGGCAAGAGGUAUGGUGAAAUGUGCACAAAUGCUGCGCAAUCUUUUAAUUCAUGGAUUAGGGAUGAACGCCAUUUGUUUUCAACUAGUCUUGUUGAUGCUAUACGGGUGAAACUAAUGGAGCAAUUUUCAAGAAGGAGAGAAGUUGGGAAUAAGUGGAAUCGUAUUGUUUGUCCUUUUGCAGAGAAAAAGUUGGAAGAAGCUUUUAAUGAUACAAAAGCAUGGAUAGUUAAGAAAUGUAGCGAUGACAUUUAUGAAAUCCAAUUGGAUCAUUUAGUUACGGUUGAUAUUGGGAAACGUUGUUGUUCUUGUCGAUUGUGGGAAAUUGAUUCUUUUCCUUGCAAGCAUGGUUUUUGUGCUAUAAAGAGGAGUGAGAAGGAUCUGAAUUGCUUUCUUGAUGAUUACUACCGUGUUAGUAGUUAUUGUGAUUCUUAUUCACAUUCUAUCUAUCUAGUUCCUAGUAUGUGGAAGCCAAAUGUAGUUGUUGAUGAUGACGUUGUUUUACCUCCUCUUUGUAAGAGACCAGCUGGACGUCCAAGAACGGAGAGAAUACCUUCUAAGGGCGAAAUCAAGAGAAUUAGAUGCAGUAGGUGUGGAAAGAUGGGAACUCAUAAUCGGAAGACAUGUAAACAAGCUUUGCUUUAG